CUCUUCAUCCAUAACACGAAAGAGCUCCCAGCUUUGGAGAGCCUCGACCUGAGGCAAAUGAAACGCCUGACCUUGAAAGGACUUCCUUUCUAUGAGGUUGUGAAUUUAAUGGAACUAGUGUAUCGAGUUAAUCGGAGACAGCUGGCAAUUACCAUUGAUUCAUACGUCGGCGACAUGAGUUCUGUGCUUGAACAUAGUUUGAUAAAGCGUGCUAUUGAUUUAAAACUGGACCUUAAAUCUGAAGAAAUUUUCUACGGAACAAAUAUCUCUGUACCACAACUAAGGUCACUGGAGCUUUAUGGAGACCAAGGAACUCUUAAUGCAUUCAAUCUACAGAACUUAAAAAACCUCAAAAUCUGGUGGAACGAGUCAUUCGGCCUGGAGUCACUGACAAUGAUUCCCAUCAGGCUCACUACUCUAUCACUCCGAAAUAUGGUAUUUUCCAUUGAAAAAAUCGAGAAUCAAGACCCACAUUUUCUGCCUGAUUUGGUGACCCUUUGUCUAAAAGAGACGAACCUUGAGGCGCCACUACAAAGGAUUUUCCAAGUACCACAGUUGAAGCAUUUGGAGAUAGACGAAAUGACCUACAGAUAUCAGGAUAUUGGCACAGAUCUCACUCCGGAUGUCUUCUUCUCCCCAAGACUAUUAAACUUAGAGUGUCUGGUCCUCUUAAAUGUCUUGGUUGAUGAAUCUUUUAUUAUGGAAAUUCAAGGAUAUACAAAUCUCAAAAGACUGAGCAAGUAUUCUCAGAGUACUGUGCAUCUAGAAGGCCUCCCAUAG
Acaulospora colombiana is the source of this 780-nucleotide messenger RNA. NCBI's taxonomy places the organism in Eukaryota, Fungi, Glomeromycota, Glomeromycetes, Diversisporales, Acaulosporaceae. The record is from the annotation of a GenBank genome assembly.